AUGUCUUUCGAUGAUAUUGAGACUACUAAUGGGUUUGGAUAUAUAACACGACCAUAUAAGGGAUUUGUGUUCAACGACUUCUAUGCCUUCAAACCUUCACACCCCAAGUUUACCGGCGUCAUUUCCUCAUACGACCUAAAUUGUGCUGUCUCAAAGCCAAAUGCUUUGUAUGGAGCCGCAUGCGCCAGCGCAGCGGUGAGCCAACGAGGCCACAUGGUCCCACAAGGGAAGAGGCCCUCUGUCUGCUCCGACAAUUCAACGAAGACAUUCACUGUCCACGCGCUCAAGAUCAAGCCGCUUGACCUGCCGGUCGGGUCUGCGACGAUCAACCUCCAAGGUCUCCGUUCGAAUAAUCCAGAGGCUACUCUCUCCUGGGGUGUCGAUUUCCCCGCUGGUUAUCAUGACGUCCUUUAUGUUCGAGUUGAAGAGUUUACCGGGGAGAUAUGGAAUGGCUUGACAAGGCUCGAGAUAUGGGCUGAUUUCCAUUUCGACAAUAUCAGAAUGGAUGAUUGGGAGUUCUGUGUCGAUGAUAUCGAGCUCGAACUAGACUCUCUUGCUCGACUUUGA
This is a messenger RNA of Fonsecaea erecta, 567 nucleotides long. RefSeq lists its product as hypothetical. The record is from RefSeq and is a predicted model, not a curated record. The transcript is spliced from 2 exons. Bases 1 to 567 code for a protein of 188 amino acids. NCBI's taxonomy places the organism in Eukaryota, Fungi, Ascomycota, Eurotiomycetes, Chaetothyriales, Herpotrichiellaceae.